CGUCCGUCCUGCAGUUCCCUGAAUCCAGAGGGUGACCAGGCAGCCCUCGUGGGCCCGCACCAUGGCCACCUGCUGGCAGGGCCUGUGGGCCUAUCGCUUCUACCUGAUCGUAUUCUUCCUACCCAUUUUCCUGCUGCCUCUGCCCAUCCUCGUCCCAACCAAGGAAGCCUAUUGCGCCUACACCAUCAUCCUCAUGGCGCUCUUCUGGUGCACCGAAGCGCUACCACUGGCCGUCACUGCCUUCCUCCCCGUCAUCAUGUUCCCCAUGAUGGGCAUAAUGACUGCUUCCACGGUCAGCCUUGAGUACCUGAAAGAUACCAACAUCCUAUUCAUUGGGGGGAUGAUGGUGGCCCUCGCCGUGGAGAACUGGAAUCUGCACAAACGCAUUGCCCUCCGCGUGCUCCUCAUCAUCGGGGUGCGGCCCGCCCUGCUGAUCCUGGGCUUCAUGUUGGUUACGGCCUUCUUGUCCAUGUGGAUCAGCAACACGGCCACCACCGCCAUGAUGGUGCCCAUCGCCCAUGCCGUUCUGGAGCAGCUUCACAAGAUGCCCACAGACAGGGAUGUUGAGGAGGGCAGGAACAACCCCGCCUUUGAACUCCAGGAACAGAAGGAAGAGACCAAGCUUGAUGAGAAAGACAACAAGCAGGAUCACCCUGCUCCACCGACUCCUUCGGAGUCCAAGACACAGCAGAACAAGGAGCAGCUCCGCUUCAGCCAGGGCCUGAGCCUGUGUGUGUGCUACUCGGCCAGCAUCGGGGGCAUCGCCACCCUGACCGGCACCACCCCCAACCUGGUGCUGCAAGGCCAGGUCAACUCGAUCUUCCCCCAAAAUGGCAACGUGGUAAACUUCGCCUCCUGGUUUGGCUUUGCCUUCCCUGCCAUGAUCAUCUUACUGCUGCUUUCCUGGGUGUGGCUACAGAUCCUCUUCUUAGGAUUCGACUUCCGGAAGAACUUUGGCUUGGGGGACCAGAGCAGAGAUCAGGAGCGAGCAGCUUUCGAAGUCAUCCGGAGAGAGCACAAGCUGCUGGGCCCCAUGAACUUCGCGGAAAAGGCUGUCACCCUCCUCUUUGUCUUGUUGGUGGUGCUCUGGUUCACUCGGGAGCCAGGCUUUUUCACGGGCUGGGGUAACCUGGCUUUUUCCGACGAGAAUGGGAAGAGCAUGACAUCCGAUGGGACAGUAGCCAUCUUAAUUGCUGUAAUUAUGUUCAUCAUGCCCUCCAAGAUCCCAGGGCUGACUCAGAAACCAGGAAACCCAGGGAAGCUGAAGGCCCCUCCUGCCCUCCUCACCUGGGAUAUAGUAAAAAAGAAAAUGCCUUGGAAUAUCGUGAUCCUUCUGGGUGGUGGCUUUGCCCUGGCCAAGGGCAGUGAGGAAUCGGGCCUGUCGAAGUGGCUGGGGGAUAAGCUGACCCCACUGGAGAGUGUGCCGCCUGCUGCCAUCGCCUUUAUCAUCUGCCUCCUGAUUGCCAUCUUCACUGAGUGCACCAGCAACGUGGCCACCACCACACUCUUCCUGCCCAUCCUGGCCUCCAUGUCGCAGGCCAUCUGCAUCCACCCUCUCUAUGUCAUGCUCCCCUGCACCCUUGCCAGUUCCCUGGCCUUCAUGCUGCCCGUGGCCACCCCGCCCAACGCCAUCGCCUUCUCAUUCGGAGGCCUCAGAGUGACAGACAUGGCCCGAGCGGGAUUCAUGCUCAACGUCAUCGGGGUUCUGGUCAUCACGCUGGCCAUCAACAGCUGGAGCAUCCCCAUGUUCGACCUGCACAACUUCCCCUCCUGGGCCCAGUCCAACACCACAGGCCUCUGCGGGGUCAGCCAGGCAAACGUCACAACAUCUAGCCCCUAGUCCAAGGGAUAAUCUGGCCCAAGCCAGAAAGACCCACCUCGUUCCUACUCCUGUGAGCUGGGAGGGGACACCAGGCUCCAAGCCAAACGUUGAAAGGCACAUGUAUAUCUAACCUCAUGUGUGUGUGCAAGGAAGAGGUAUGUGAGCUCAGUCCUGUGUGUCUGAGGAAAGUGUGUGUAUGUACAUGUGUGUGUAUGUGUAAAGAUGGUGUAUCAUGUGAGGAUGUUUGGCGAGGGGGGAUAGUGUAUGUGCACAUGAUCCGAGGUGUGUACACUUGACCGCGUACGCGUGUGAGGUCACAGACAUGACAAUGUGCUCUGUCUGGCAUUCCAGGUCUUUGUCUCCCCAGCUUGGUGGGCGACCAGACCCCUUUGUCCUCUAUUUAUUGAAACUCAGGGUUAGAGCCGCCUGGGCAGCAAAGCCUACCAGCGGUUGUCAUGGCAACAGUCUCUGGGACCGGCCCAACAUACUGAGUUCUCCCCAGCCUCUCAGGUUUGGGGGGAGGGUUCAAAUAUCAGCCCCAUUAAAGUCUUGCUGUAGAGUG
Molecule: messenger RNA, 2384 nt
Organism: Cervus elaphus (red deer)
Lineage: Eukaryota; Metazoa; Chordata; Mammalia; Artiodactyla; Cervidae
Gene: SLC13A2
Product: solute carrier family 13 member 2
Exons: 12
Coding region: 62-1840 (592 amino acids)
Biological process (GO): monoatomic anion transmembrane transport
Cellular component (GO): membrane
Molecular function (GO): transmembrane transporter activity
Source: RefSeq, a predicted model, not a curated record